Lactuca saligna is the source of this 2734-nucleotide messenger RNA. Lineage: Eukaryota; Viridiplantae; Streptophyta; Magnoliopsida; Asterales; Asteraceae. The record is from the annotation of a GenBank genome assembly.
AGGGUUUUCUCAGUCGAAGUUUUGUUUGAGAUCGAUCAUGGCUGGUCCAUCUAAUGCAAAAGGAUCAACUUACAUUCAAGUAGAUGUUCAUUACGAUGGAAUGUUUUCCCCCAUUCCUCAUCUUAUAUACUACCUGAAUCAAAAAACGUCAAUUACAGAUGUCGAUUUUGGUGGAAUAAAUUUCAAGGAGUUCAUUCAUGUUCUUGAGGAUGUCACAAAGGGGAAGUGUCCUGUUGUCUACUACUGUCUUGGGCAUAAGUCAAUGCGUGAUGGGUUGACACCACUGAAAAACGAUGAUGACUACAGGAGGUUUCUUGAUGCUGCACAUGGUAACGAGGGAAAGAUUAAUGUAUAUAUUGAUCACUACAACGAUUCGGUGCUUGACUGGAUAGAGGAAGAAAAGGAAGAAAAAAGUGUUGAUAGUGAAAGCUCUGAUGAAGAUAAAGACUCGGUCAUGUCUGAUGCUCUAUCUGUUGAUCAUGAACCCGAUGAAGAGGUAAUACCAUUGACUAAAUCUGAUGAUCCCUUUCUUAACUAUAUUAGUGUUGUCCCUAGAGAUGAUUUUAUUGAUGAGGAUGAUGAUUCAGAUAAUGGAACCAAAGAAGCCUCAAUUUACCCUUUUCAUGACUCAACUCAGAAAUGGGAUACAAUGCAACCCAUCCUUGGUAUGAGGUUUUGUAACCCUCAAGAACUUAAACAGCUUGUCUCAAACUAUGCAGUAGCAAAUGGUUUUAACCUUUGGUAUGAAAAAAAUGAUAAAACUAGGUUGCUAGUCAGGUGUUGUAAAACUAGUGAAGGAAAGGCAGCAUGUCCUUUUAGACUAUGGGCUACUUGGAUGAGCAGUGAAAAGUCAUUCCAAAUUAAGUCCUUACGUAAUGAGCAUAACUGUGCUAGAACCUUCAAGUUUGGGUCAGUUGUUACUUACUCAUGGAUAGGGAAACAUUUUGUUAAUGGUAUUUUAGAAAAUCCCAAAAUGAGUUGCAGGGAAAUGAGGGAUAAAGUUGGGGAAAUUUUCAAUGUGAAGGUUAGUGUUGGACAAUGCAGGAAUGCAAAGAAGUUUGCACUUAAUGAGAUCGAAGGUAGUUUGAACACACAUUAUGAAAAAUUAUGGAGUUAUGGAGCUGAGAUAUUAAGAGCUAAUCCAGGGUCAACAGUGAAAAUUGGGACGGAUACAAUGCCUGAUUCCACAAUUUAUUUUUCUAGGAUGUAUGUUUGUAUCAAAGGUGUAAAGGAUGGUUGGAUUGAAGGAUGCAGGAGGGUUAUAGGUGUAGAUGGUUGCUUUUUAAAAGGUAUUUGUAGAGGUGAGCUUCUUUCAGCUGUAGGUAGAGACGCUAACAACCAUAUUUACCCCAUUGCUUGGGCAGUAGUUGCAGUUGAGAACAAAGAAACUUGGAAGUGGUUUCUAAACUUACUACUUAAGGACAUUAACAUGGGAAAUGGGGCAGGAUUAACCCUACUUUCUGACCAACACAAGGGUCUUAUUGAGGCUGUUAAAGAAAGAGUACCAGAUGUUGAGCAUAGGCAAUGUGCUAGGCACGUCUAUGCUAAUUUCAAGAAAAAAUUUAAGGGUGCUGCAUAUAGGAAGCUUUUUUGGAGGGCUGCAAAGGCCACAACUGUGCAGAGGUCUUGUGAUGCCAUUGAGAAUGGUAUUUGUGAAUCUUUUAAUGCUACAAUUGUGCAUGCUAGGAAAAAGCCGAUUAUAACAAUGUUAGAGGAAAUUAGGAGGUUUGUGAUGGAUAGGAUGUAUUGUAAAAGAUUGAAGGGGCAGAAAUGGAAUCUAGCCAUAUGUCCAUCUAUUAGAAAGAAAAUAGUGGACAAGAGGAAACAUCUAAGGUAUUGGUAUGUAAUUCCCAGUGGAGUGCAACAAUUUGAGGUGAGGUCAGUACAUGAGGUUUAUGCUGUGUACUUGAACCAAAGAACAUGUGCAUGUAGAGGAUGGCAACUAAGCGGUAUACCAUGUAUACAUGCCAUGGCUGCUAUUAGUUAUCUAAAUGAGAAUGUGGAAGACUAUGUGGCAACUUGGUUCACAACAGAAAUGUUUGGAAAUUGCUAUAAGUAUACAAUUAAUCCUUUAAAUGGAAGUGAAAUGUGGCCAUCUUGGGAAGGUCAACCUAUGUUGCCCCCGAAACGUAAAACAUUACAUGGCAGACCUAAAGUCAACAGGAAGAAGGCUGCUUCAGAAAAAGAAGGUCGUCAUACUAUUAGCAAGAAAGGGGCUAUUACAAAAUGCAGCAUCUGUAGAGAACCAGGACACAACAAAAUAACAUGUCCACUGUCCAAAGAAGGACCAAGUACUGAAGCCAAAAAGAAGAAGGGUAAACAUGUUCCUGAUGUUGAGGAUGAGUCUGAAUUUGAGAUUGAAGAGAUGGAUGAAGUUGAAAAUGAGUAUGAAUCUGAGUCUGAAUCUGAGAUUGAAGAGCUGGCUGAAGAUGGUGAUGAACCUGAUCAGGGACAAGUUGAUGAACAAGUUGUUGAAGCUACUGUUGAACUUGAUCAGGAACAAGUUCAUGAACUUGAUCAGGAACAAGUUCAUGAACCUGAUCAGGAACAAGUUCAUGGACCUGUUGUUGAGGAACCUGCUGCACAACCCGUUGUUGAAGUUGAACAAAGAGCACAACCAUUGAAGAGGAAAAGGAAAUACUCAGAGAGGAUCACUGAAGUGGCAUUAAGGAGGGUGGUCAUCACCAAGGAUGGAUGUGGUUUAAGUGUGAAUAAACCUGUUACACUGGAAUGA